Moneuplotes crassus is the source of this 600-nucleotide messenger RNA. The record is from the annotation of a GenBank genome assembly. Lineage: Eukaryota; Ciliophora; Spirotrichea; Euplotida; Euplotidae.
UUUAAUUUGGUAGAAAAAUGGAGAAAUAUGAAGGCAAAGGAAAACCUGACACUGAAGAGGCCCUACUCUCCCUUAGUGAUAUCGAAACCUUAUUCGCAUCCAUCCGUGUUCAGUACUUUAAUGAUUUAGCAACAAAUGUCGAGAGAAUAUGAGAAAGCUCCUUUGAUUCUGAAAAAUGAUCUAAAACAACAGGACAGACUAUAAAGGAUAUCAGUUAUGUUUUGGAAAAUAAAAUUAGUGAGGAAGAGAAGAAUUUAGGAGUAUUUGAACUCUUAGCCAAGAUCAAACUUCUUCUAAUUAAGUUUAAAGAAGAUCUGGAUAGUGGGAAAUUGUUUUCAUUUGAUUCUUCAAUGAAUAUUUUUCAUGAUCGGAGAGGUCUUUAUAUCAAUGAACUCAGAAAAAUGUCAGAAAGCGUCAUGAGUCAGAUAGUUAUAGCUGCACGGAAAUAAAAGAGUUAUGCAACUAUAUAAAAGAGCUAAGCCUUCUAAGGAAACUAUCAAGGAUAUCACAAAUGACUUGAGAAAGCUAAAUAAGGAAUGCCCUGAUGAUGAUCCCAACCCCCCAUCUGCACCCACGAAAUAUUUAUUUAGGAGCUAGAUA